This is a messenger RNA of Mytilinidion resinicola, 372 nucleotides long. RefSeq lists its product as uncharacterized. The transcript has 2 exons. Bases 25 to 372 code for a protein of 115 amino acids. Lineage: Eukaryota; Fungi; Ascomycota; Dothideomycetes; Mytilinidiales; Mytilinidiaceae. The record is from RefSeq and is a predicted model, not a curated record.
AGUUUGUUAUAUCUUGUCAGCGUAAUGUGGAUCAUGGGCUCUCGGCUGUUCUACCGCGGCAUGAGUAAUAUCAAGCAUUUCCUAAAAUUGGAACAAAAAACGGACGUUGUGAACGCUGGUGAUGCUGAGAUUGGGAGUGAGGGUGCUGUGGGUGUUGGCCUUCAGCCUCGCGACGGAGCUGGCGUCGAUGCUGCUGUGGCAGUGACUCCCAAUCUAAGGUCUGCGGCUCCUGGGCAUCCACCUCGUCUUCGUCUUGUUCUCCAUGUCCAGAGGGAAGUUGCUCCUGCUCCUGAGACUGCCUCUGGCCCUGAGAUCGCCUCUAUCCCUGAGACCGAGGUUGCUGAGCCCUCCCCUGCUGUGCCUUUGUUUUAA